AUGAGAGUUGUUUCAUUUGUAAACCAUUUAGAGCUUGAAUUUGAGGGGAAUAUUAAUAAGAAUGCGAUAUGCCUUGGUGAUGUGGACAAUGAUGGACAAAAUGAACUUAUCGUUGGGAAUGAAAAUGGUGUUCUUGCAGUCUUUAAAGGAGAGAGUUCUCGUCCAGUUCGUGUAGGAACAGAUCUUGGGAUGGUGACAGCUAUAGCAGUUGGGGAUGUAUUUAACACAGGACUUAAUGUGUUGGUAGUGGUCACUGGCUGUGGUUAUUGUUACAUAUAUGACUUUGAGGAUGAUCACCUUGGAGAAUCAACAGAAAAGAAAGUGCUGCAACCAGUUCAUGCUCAGCGUAUCCCUUCCAAUGUAAAAGUAAUGUUAAUUGGUGAUGUAAAUGGUGAUGGGUUUUCAGAGAUGGUUGUUGCUCUCACAGAUCGUGUUGUUCGUACAUACAGGUGGGUAAAUUCAGGUGAUGUUGUCGGGGGGAAGCCUUAUGGUAAAUUGAUUGGUCUUAAUAAAUGGGAACUAGGUGAUCAAAUUGGAAGCAUCACAUUUAAUAAGUGUAAAGAUGGAAGUCCAUCACUUCUAGUAGCACAGCCUGGUGGUACUUACUUUACUCUGAAAGUACAACCUGCUGGCCAGGAUAGUGAAUUAGAUCCAUUUGAUGAGCAGUCAUCUGAAUUGCUGACCAAAAUGUCCCUCGAUUAUGAGCCACUGGCAUCAGCCAGACUCCGUAAUCCCAACAUUCACACAGAGAUUUGUGGCAAUAUCAGGUUGGGCAAAGUUAGACCCAGUUCUUAUAGUAGUGAAGGGGAUGCUAAUGAAAGUGUAAAGGGUGAUGCCCUUCAGUCAAACAGUGAAGGAGCUGAAGCAGCUACUUAUAAAAUGCCUAAAAACUUAGAGCCCAGGCAAGUUCGGUCUAGCACAGACACUGACGAAGAGUCUUAUGAUGUGUGUCUGAACCCAAGGCCAUCUGUUGGAGCAGGUUGUGAGUCUAUUGAAGGAGGGGCUGGUUUGGCAUCUGCCUAUGCAUUGGCUACUUUGGAUGGUACUUUGAUACUGGUUUAUGAUGGAAAAAUUCAGUGGAACUUGCAAGUCGACCAUCAACUUUUUGCUGUCUGUGCACUAGAUGUUACUGAUAAUGGCAAGGAUGAAGUUGUAGCCUGUGCCUGGGAUGGAAACACCUACAUUGUCUGCCAGAACACUGAUUGUGUUCGUUUCACCUUCCAUGAACCUGUUAGUGCAUUCACAGCAGGUUUAUACGGUCUUCGAGGAAAACAGGUACCAUGUCUAGUGUAUGCUACUUUCAACAACCAUAUUUACCUUUAUCAUGACAUCACCUUGGCCCCUGUGGUCACUACAACAAUUACAGAAAUUUUAAAGAAGGAACACAAGUACCAGCAGCUGUUAGAGACGAUUGGUGCUAGUGCCAAUGAUACAGCAAAGCUCAGAGAACUAAAUCAUUUCUUAUUGUAUGGAAAACUUGAGUAAUAAGUAUUACUAUGUUACCUAAAGGAUUUGUUUGUGCCAUAACUAUUAUAUAAAGGAUGCAAGUAUUAGCUUUGAUUGUAUGGUAUAAACUUUUACUUAGAUUGCAAAAGCAGUGAAAAGGGCAAAUAUCAAGAAGUUAUAAUUGAGUAAAGUACAAAACCUAUACUUUGUAUGAACUUUUUUAAGAGCUGCAGAUAUUAUUUCAUUGAUAUGUCUUGAUGAAUAAAUUAAGUCCUAUAAGCGUGUUCAUUUAUGUAAGAGAAAUGUUUCUGUUAUUUGUCUGCCUCUGACAAGAAUACUUCUCUGCUACCCUCAGUAUCUAUGUCUGUCGGAGUUGGUUUCUGUUACACUCUAGUUAGAAUUUAUGAAGACUGUGUUUGCUUCAGGGACCAUGUUUGACAAGCACAGUGGGGGAAGUAUAGAGGUGAAACUUGUUGUCAGAGAUAUUGUGGGAAAUUUUCAUCUUGUACUUUAAAACAUGUUACAGUUCUUUUACAGUAUCACUAUAUAAAGUUGGAUACAUUUAAUCCUUGAGAUUGUGAUGAGCUAUAUUUCUUCAUCAGUUCUUAUACAGGUACCUAUUUUGUACAUAACUUUUCACUUUGUUUUAGGAUAUCACCAUCUUAUCAGUGGUGGUUUAUUCUCCCAACAGGCUGAAACAGCUAGUCAAAUUCCACUAUGUUUGUUGUUACCCAAUUCUAAUCUUAUAAUAUUUGUCUAGCUGUAUCCUGUGAAGUAACUCGAGAAAUUCAUUAUGACUCAUUAAGUAAAUAUUGUAUAUACAGUAGUUUUGUCUAAGCUAUUUAAGUAAAAUAAAUAUAAAAAUUUAAA
Molecule: messenger RNA, 2316 nt
Organism: Homarus americanus (American lobster)
Lineage: Eukaryota; Metazoa; Arthropoda; Malacostraca; Decapoda; Nephropidae
Product: KICSTOR complex protein ITFG2-like
Exons: 2
Coding region: 1-1485 (494 amino acids)
Biological process (GO): regulation of TOR signaling
Cellular component (GO): KICSTOR complex
Source: RefSeq, a predicted model, not a curated record